Strongylus vulgaris is the source of this 852-nucleotide messenger RNA. Lineage: Eukaryota; Metazoa; Nematoda; Chromadorea; Rhabditida; Strongylidae. The record is from the annotation of a GenBank genome assembly.
AUGGACUUCGACUCAAAAUAUACCCGAGGGCCAUUUAUUGAGAGCGGAUCCUUUGGGGAAGUCUGUCGUGUCAGCAGAAAAAGCGAUGGAGUUGAGAUGGCCUUAAAGACUAUCUAUAAGUCUAAACUACCUCACUAUGCCUAUGCAGCUCACGGAGAGUAUCCUUUCGAAGUGCAACUCUUGAGAAACCUUGAUCAUCCACAUAUCAUCAAGUUUAUGGAUUCGUUCGAAGAUGCCAAAUCUUUCUUACUAGUUAUGGAAUUAGUAACAAAUUCUAUAGACCUCUAUGAUUUCACUAUGAGACGAGUUGAAACUUGCGAGGAAGUGCUUGCUUAUAUCUUUGCUCAGGUAGCCGAUGCCUUACUCUUUCUACACUGCAAUGACAUUGCUCAUUUAGACGUUAAAUUGGAAAAUGUAGUUAUGGAUGAGAAUCUUCACUGUAAACUAGUGGAUUUUGGUAGUGCCGCUGCAUGUAGGACCGGUGAGCUCUUUUACCAACCUAGAUGUUCAGAACCAGCUUGCAGCCCUGAAAUUUGGAGUGGUCGUAGCUUUCACGGAAAAGAUGCAGACUGUUGGGCGUUGGGUGUACUACUGUAUCGACUAUGUUAUCGAGAAACUCCCUUCAUAUCAUGUGACGAAGCCCUCAGCUUGGAUUACGUCUUACCCGAUGAUGUUUCUCCAGCGCUGGACGAUUUAUUCGCGCGAGUGUUCCAUGAAACAGCGCUUUGUCGAGCUGAGGCUUGGGAGAUUCGGCACCAUCCAUGGACUUUGGCUGGAGACAGGAAGGGUUUUAGCCUAAGUGAUCUUAUCAUUGAAGGUAUAACAUUCUUAAUCAAUUAUUAUAACGAUUAG